CGAGAGAGUGUGGACGGCGCGCCGCGCGCGCGCGGGGUCUUGCUCGUGUCGUCUCACCCGUCGAUGGGAUCGCGCCACCCAACCCAACCGGUCCCCGUGAGCGACCAUCGCUCUCAGAGCAAAGGAAAGGACACUCAGGCCAGGCGGGUCGCAGCGCGCCCAGCCCCUGCCCCCGCUCACGGUAUAUAAGCGCCACGAUCUAGCUCAGUUCCGCAGCUCAGCCAGCGUCCGCUACCAGUUACGCUGCACCUGCACGCACGUGUCUGUUGUCUCGCCACCGAGGUAAGAGCUCUGCUGCGCACUGCGGUGGCCGGUGGGUGCAAUGGACCCGUAUAAGUACCUCAAGAUCCGGUUCAACCCGGACGGCUCGCUCUGCCGCUACGGGGAGGCGCCGCUCCUCCCGGCAGCGCCGGCCGGGGAGCCCGUGACGGUCGAGGACGACCAGGGGGCGCGCCGCAUUGCGGUCCACUCCAACGACGUCCCGCUCAACGACGCCACCGGCACGGGCCUCCGCCUCUUCGUGCCGUCCGUGUCCGGCGGCCACCACGACCGGCUGCCGCUGAUCGUCUACUUCCACGGCGGCGGGUACGUCCUCUUCCGCGCGGCCUCCGAGCCGUUCCACAACACCUGCACGGCGCUCGCCGCCGCGGGCCCCGCGGUCGUCGCGUCCGUGGACUACCGCCUGGCCCCCGAGCACCGCCUCCCCGCGGCGUUCGAGGACGCCGCCGACGCCGUCCUGUGGGCGCGCCCGCACGCCGCCGCCGGGAGGCCCGUGUUCGUGAUGGGAAGCCACAACGGGGCCAGCAUCGCGUUCCGCGCCGCGCUGGCGGCGGCGGACGCCGGCGUGGAGCUGCGCGGGGUGAUCCUGAACCAGCCGCACCUCGGCGGCGCCGAGAGGUCGCCCGCGGAGGCGGCGUCCGUGGACGACCGCGUGCUGCCGCUGGCCGCGAACCACCUGCUCUGGGAGCUCGCGCUGCCCGUGGGCGCGGACCGGGACCACGAGUACUGCAACCCGGAGGCCAUGCUCGCCCGUGUGGGCGCCGCGCGGCUGCGGAGGCUCCCGCCCUGCCUGGUGCUCGGCCGGCGCAAGGACCCGCCGAGGGACCGGACAAGGACGCUCGUCAACGCUCUGCGCAAGGCCGGGGUGGCCGUGGAGGCGAGGCUCGACGGCGCUGGGUACCACGCGAUGGAGCUGUUCAAGGCCAACUGCGCCGCGGAGUUCACCGCGCAGGUGGCCGACUUCGUUCGCCGCCACUCCUCUGCCGACACCGGCGCCAGCGCCAGCGCCGGCGACGUGGUUGGUAUGAGCAAGCUGUGACGCAUGGUCAAACCGAUCGGGCCGCAGUGGAGGUUGCUGUACGGCAACUUUGGUGCAAGUUGAACCGAUUUUUAAGGGCCACUUCUCAAUCAUAUUAUAUCAUAUCAUCAUCGUCAUGCUACAAUGCUGAGCGGUGACUGGCGAGCUCGCCAGCGUCCAACUGAUAGGUAGACCCGGCACACGAGGAUACUAGUGCCGAGCUCGUUCAAUUCCGGAUAGCUACACAAGUUGGCCGCCCUUUUUUCAUUUUUGUGUCGUUUUUAUUUACCCGCGCGGAUCGAUUUCGGCGUGAAUUCUGCGUGGUUGCCUGGUUGGUGGGCACCGGAAGGACACCAAGAUGAAGAGGUUAUGCUGUUGUAGUAUUUGUAUAGCUGAUAGAGAUUGCUUUCAACUUCUGAAUAAUUGAAAGCACUUUAUAUAAUGCAUGUGUGCUGGAGAACUUGGCAUGCUUCAUACCUUUGAAGUUUU
This is a messenger RNA of Sorghum bicolor (sorghum), 1786 nucleotides long. Its product is annotated as probable carboxylesterase 8. Bases 323 to 1318 code for a protein of 331 amino acids. Gene Ontology annotation, molecular function: hydrolase activity. Lineage: Eukaryota; Viridiplantae; Streptophyta; Magnoliopsida; Poales; Poaceae. The record is from RefSeq and is a predicted model, not a curated record. The transcript has a single exon.